AUGCGGCUUUUGAACACAAAAACUUUACUAUUAGAACAAAUUCAAUCAAUUGGCACGACAAGAUAUGCUAUACUUUCUCACACCUGGGGCGACGAUGAAGUGCUUUUCGAAGACAUACCAAAGCGCAAAAGUCUGUUUGGCUGCAAUUGGAAAAAGAAGGGAGGGGCCUACAAGGUGAUCAAGACUGCGGAACGGGCACGACAGGAUGGGCUCGACUAUGUCUGGAUCGACACGUGCUGCAUUGACAAGAGGAGCAGCGCCGAGCUCUCCGAGGCUAUCAACUCCAUGUUCAAGUGGUACGCUCUCGCCACUGUUUGCUAUGCAUACCUGUCCGAUUAUGUCGCAGGACGUUCCACGGACGACGUUGACCCCUGGGAGCGUCAGCGUCCUCCGCGAGAGGACAAAUUCGCGUCAAGCAGAUGGUUUCGGCGAGGGUGGACGUUGCAGGAGCUAAUUGCCCCGAAACAGCUCAUCUUUUAUGAUAGGCAUUGGGAAACGGUGGGACUGCGUGCCGAAAUGGCUACGUAUAUCUCGGGUCUCACUUCCAUCGACUCCAACAUUCUCGUUUCCAUGCAAAAUCGCGGCCCACGGAUGUUGCAUCUCGUGUUGGAGAGAUACAGUAUCAGCCAGAAAAUGUCAUGGGCAGCAAACAGAGAAACGGCAAGGGAGGAAGACAUAGCCUACUGUUUAUUGGGAAUAUUCGAUGUCAACAUGCCUCUUUUGUAUGGAGAGGGCCCCAAGGCUUUCAAACGACUUCAGGAGGAGAUUUUGAAAAAGUUUAACGACCCGUCAAUAUUGGUGUUUGAUAGAAGCCUCAAUUGGGGCUCAAGCACCUUGUUGGCACCGUCACCUCGUCCUUUCAGCACGGAAGCACCAUUAUACACCAAUCCAGAAGAGGUACAUGCCGUGCAAUUGACGGAAGCUGGCCUGAAAAUCGACAUGUUCAUGUGUCCCUUGACAGAUGUCAAGGGAAACGUAUCUGAGAAUGACCAUUUUCUAGGAAUUCUGGAUUGCUUCUUUGAUAAAAAGUGCUUGGCAAGGACAGCCAUCGUCUUGGUGGACAUAGACGGGGUCUACUACUUGUACCCUGAUCUCGGCGCAUACAUUUUGGCCCCAGGAGAUGAAUCCCAUGCUUUUAUUUCCCCGGUUUUGGGUACCCGCACAAGCGGCUGGGCGACUCGUUAA
Messenger RNA from Pestalotiopsis fici W106-1, 1185 nucleotides. RefSeq lists its product as uncharacterized. Lineage: Eukaryota; Fungi; Ascomycota; Sordariomycetes; Amphisphaeriales; Sporocadaceae. The record is from RefSeq and is a predicted model, not a curated record. Bases 1 to 1185 code for a protein of 394 amino acids. The transcript has a single exon.